Messenger RNA from Mobula hypostoma (lesser devil ray), 2037 nucleotides. It is a transcript of the gene sf3a3, whose product is annotated as splicing factor 3a, subunit 3. The record is from RefSeq and is a predicted model, not a curated record. Gene Ontology annotation, biological process: mRNA splicing, via spliceosome. Gene Ontology annotation, cellular component: spliceosomal complex; nucleus. The transcript has 17 exons. Bases 65 to 1567 code for a protein of 500 amino acids. Lineage: Eukaryota; Metazoa; Chordata; Chondrichthyes; Myliobatiformes; Myliobatidae. Gene Ontology annotation, molecular function: zinc ion binding; RNA binding.
CGGUGAGCGGGUCCGUUGCUGAUUGAGGUCCGUUCUCGAAGCUGCGAGUCUGCCUGACGUCGCAAUGGAGACCAUCCUGGAGCAGCAGCGCCGCUACCAUGAGGAGAAGGAACGUCUGAUGGAUGUAAUGGUGAAGGAGAUGAUGGUGAAGAAAUCCACGCUUCGAGACCAAAUCAACUCUGAUCAUCGGGCCAGAGCAGUGCUUGAUAGAUACAUGGAAGUGGCUGGAAACUUAAGAGACUUGUAUGAAGAUAAAGAUAGUAUGAGAAAGGAUGAGUUAAAUGCUAUUUCAGGACCCAAUGAGUUUGGAGAAUUCUACAAUCGGCUGAAGAUGAUCAAAGAAUUCCACAGAAAACACCCAAAUGAGAUAAGUAUUCCAAUGUCAGUAGAGUUUGAGGAGUUAAUGAAGACACGAGAUAAUCCAAGUGAAGAAGCACAGAAUCUAGUUGAGUUCACAGAUGAGGAAGGAUAUGGACGCUACCUUGAUCUUCAUGACUGCUAUCUUAAAUAUAUUAACCUGAAAGGCUCAGAGAAAUGUGAUUACAUUACCUACCUAAUUACAUUUGAUCAACUUUUUGAUAUUCCAAAAGAAAAGAAAAAUGCAGAAUAUAAACGGUACCUGGAAAUGUUGCUGGAUUAUCUCCAGGAUUACGCAGAUCGAGUGAAGCCUUUAUUGGAUCAGAAUGAGCUGUUUGGAAAAAUACAAAAUGACUUUGAGAAGAAAUGGGAAAAUGGCACUUUCCCUGGCUGGCCAAAAGAGACUAGCAGUGCCUUGACCCAUGCUGGAGCUCACUUAGAUUUGUCAGCUUUUUCAUCUUGGGAAGAAUUGGCUUCCCUGGGGCUGGACAGAUUGAAAUCUGCUUUGAUGGCUUUAGGUCUCAAAUGUGGAGGAACCUUAGAAGAAAGAGCUCAGCGUUUGUUCAGCACCAAAGGGAAAUCUUUGGAGGCACUGGAUCCCUCGCUGUUUGCAAAAUCUAAAUCCAAAGGCACUAAAAAGGAUUCAGAACGCAACAAAGAAAUUGCUUUCCUUGAAGCUCAAGUCUAUGAAUACAUCGAGAUUCUUGGGGAACAGAGACAGCUCACCAGAGAAAAUGUACAGCGCAAACAAGCUCGGACAGGAGAGGAGCGGGAGGAAGAAGAAGAGGAACACAUCAGUGAAAGUGAAAGUGAAGAUGAGGAAAAUGAAAUCAUCUAUAAUCCCAAGAACCUGCCAUUGGGUUGGGAUGGCAAGCCCAUUCCAUACUGGUUAUAUAAGCUGCAUGGUUUGAAUAUCAACUAUAACUGUGAAAUCUGUGGUAAUUACACUUACAGAGGACCCAAAGCAUUCCAACGCCACUUUGCUGAAUGGCGUCAUGCUCAUGGCAUGAGGUGUCUUGGAAUCCCCAACACAGCUCAUUUUGCAAAUGUUACCCAAAUUGAGGAUGCAGUAUCUCUGUGGGCAAAACUCAAGCAUUCAAAGGCAGCGGAGAGAUGGCAGCCUGACACAGAGGAAGAAUAUGAAGACUCAAGUGGAAAUGUAGUUAACAAGAAGACUUAUGAAGAUUUAAAACGACAAGGCUUACUCUAAACCAAUGAAAUGCUACUUCUUCAGACUUUUUCACAGUGAUAAGGGUGCUUGCUUAAUUUAGUUUCUUCUUCCUCUCAUUAAUUCAAGAACCAGAUCCAGUACUCUCCAACGUCUGUACACAAAUUCAAAAGAAGUUGAAAGUGAACUGGAUGUUUGAAAAUUUGUAUAAUUCAGUUUAUGGUAAAAUUAUUUGUUAGUUCUCCAAAACUCAGUGUAAUGUUUUACAAAAUUAUGUUUUGUAUUUUGCGAAAUAAGCAUGACAGGUAACUUUCUGUCAUUUUGAACCAAGAAAGUGGGACCGCUAUGAGAGUCUUUUUUUGUUGGUGGAUGUAAAACUUUUACAGAUAAGCAGUUUGUCAAAGCAGAAUAUAUAGCAGACAAUCCCCUUUCAUUGAACUUAGUAGUGUGACCUUUGCUUUUGGGAAUUUUUUCACCCCAGAAUCUGACAUUUUCACAGUUUAAUAAAGUAA